Gekko japonicus is the source of this 2547-nucleotide messenger RNA. Its product is annotated as vomeronasal type-2 receptor 26-like. The transcript has 7 exons. NCBI's taxonomy places the organism in Eukaryota, Metazoa, Chordata, Lepidosauria, Squamata, Gekkonidae. Bases 1 to 2547 code for a protein of 848 amino acids. Gene Ontology annotation, molecular function: G protein-coupled receptor activity. Gene Ontology annotation, biological process: G protein-coupled receptor signaling pathway. The record is from RefSeq and is a predicted model, not a curated record. Gene Ontology annotation, cellular component: membrane.
AUGUUCCUGGCCAUCCACCAGGACAGGCAGUGGCGGUACAUUGUCCCCUCGCCAGGGGCAGGACCCAUUGUGUUUCUUCAGAAGGCUGAAAUGAAAUACAGAAUUUUUGUCCCCAAGUUCUACCAGCACAUCCUGGCCUUGGUGUUUGCCGUCUAUGAGAUUAAUAACAAUCCCAAAAUCUUGCCAAAUCUCACAUUGGGGUUUCAUAUCCUCGACAACUACUCUGAAGCAAAAAUGACUUACCAUACCACUCUGGACCUACUUUUCAAAUCACAUAGAUUUGUUCCCAACUAUCAAUGUGGCUCCAAGAAAAAUGUACUGGGAGUUAUCGGGGGACUAGGUCUAGAAACUUCCAUGUACAUGGCAGACGUCUUGGGUCUUUACAAGAUUCCACAGAUUUCAUAUGGAUCUUUCGAAUCAACAAUGAAUGAUGAAAUCUAUUUCCCUCCCUUUUACCGCAUGGUCCCCAAUGAAGGCCUUCAGUAUGUGGGAAUUGUUCAGUUGCUUCUACAUUUCAGAUGGAAGUGGGUUGGGCUGAUUACUAUGGAUGACCAAUCUGGAGAUCAUUUCUUGCAGACAUUGGAGCCGAUGCUUUCUAAGAAUGGGAUCUGUUCAGCCUUCACAGAAAGAGCUGCAACAAAAAAAAAUGUUGAUAUCAGAGCUGAAACCGCCCAAAUCUUAUACAAAAACAGUUCAGUUCUGGAAAGUGAAGCCAGUGCUAUUGUUGUACAUGGAGAAACAUCCACUAUUAUAUGGCUGGCAAUAAUUAUCUGGCUAAGGUCUCUCAGUGAUUUUGAGUAUACAGAGAGAAGCUCUGCAGGAAAAGUGUGGAUAACAACUGCCCAAAUUGACUUCACCUUCACGAGUAUUCAAACAUCCUCGGACAUAGAAAUGUUUCAUGGUGCUCUUUCCUUCACAAUUCACUCCAGUGAGUUAACAGGUUUCCAAACGUUUCUUCAGACUGUAAAACCUCCAUGGACAAAUGAGGAUGGGUUUUUCAAGAACUUCUGGGAAGAAGAAUUUGAUUGUUCUUUUCCCAGUUCUAGAAAGUCUGCAGAGAAUAAUGAACUAUGUAGUGGAGAAGAGAGCCUGGAGAGUGUCCCAGCAACAUUUUUUGAAAUGAGCAUGACCGGCCACAGCUACAGCAUCUAUAGCAUAGUUUAUGCUAUGGCAUAUGCCUUACAUUUCAUGCACAUAAAUGAUAAAAGGACACAAGAGCCUAUGAAUGUGGAGCCCUGGCAGCUCCACUCAUUUCUGCACUGGAUCUCAUUCAAUAACACUGCUGGAGAUGAAAUUGCAUUGAAUGACCAUGGAGAACUAGCAGGUGGAUUUGAUGUUAGAAACUUGGUCACUUUCCCAAAUAACUCCUAUGUUAAAGACAAGGUUGGAAGGCUGGAUCCUCAGGCUCCUCCAGGGAAGGAGCUCAUCAUUCAUGAGGACAGAAUUACUUGGCACAAACGUCUGACACAUGUGCCUCCCUUUUCUGUCUGUAAUGACAAAUGCAAGCCAGGAUACAGCAGGAAAAAGAAAGAGGGAGAGAAAUUUUGCUGCUAUGAUUGUGCUCCAUGUCCAGAAGGGAAGAUAACAGACCAAGAGGACAUGGAAUACUGUGUUACUUGUCCAGAAGAUCACUAUUCACACAGCAGUCAAGAUCAAUGCAUCCCAAAGACCCAAAACUACCUCUCCUUUGCAGAACCUUUAGGCAUUGUUUUAGUUUUCUUGGCUCUUUUUUCUUCUGUGAUUACAGCUCUGGUGCUUGCCAUCUUUGUUAAACACUGGGAUACUCCCAUAGUCAAAGCCAACAACCGGAAUUUCACUUACAUUCUCCUUGUCUCCAUCCUUAUUUGCUUCCUCUGCUCUUUGCUCUUCAUUGGACAACCUAAGCAGGUGACCUGCUUCCUCCGACAAACAGCUUUUGGCAUCAUCUUCUCAGUUGCUGUUUCUUCUGUCCUGGCAAAAACUGUGACUGUCAUUGCAGCUUUUAUGGCCUCCAAGCCUGAAAAUAUUUUCAGGAAAUGGAUGGGGAGAAGAAUGACAUAUUCUAUUGCUAUUUCAUGCUGCCUUGUUCAAGUAGGUAUUUGUACUCUUUGGCUGAGUUAUUCUCCUCCAUUCCCAGAUAUGGACAAGCAUUCACUGAGUAGAGAAAUCAUAAUGCAAUGUAAUGAAGGGUCAGUCACCAUGUUUUACAGUGUCUUGGGCUACAUGGGAUUUCUGGCCACCGUCUCCUUCAUUGUGGCUUUCCUAGCUAGAAAAUUACCUGACGGUUUCAACGAAGCCAAGUUCAUCACCUUCAGCAUGCUGGUCUUUUGCAGUGUUUGGCUGUCCUUUGUCCCCUCCUAUCUGAGCACUAAAGGAAAAUACAUGGUGGCCAUGGAGAUCUUCUCCAUCUUGUCCUCCAGUAUUGGGUUAUUGUGCUGUAUCUUUUUCCCCAAAUGCUAUAUAAUAAUACUGAAACCUGAAUUGAACAGUAGAGAAUGUCAGCAAAAUCAGAUUUAUAACCAAUGUCCUACCCUGCCUUUACACCCAAUGGAGACUGAAAAGUACUGA